This is a messenger RNA of Lobosporangium transversale, 892 nucleotides long. RefSeq lists its product as hypothetical. The record is from RefSeq and is a predicted model, not a curated record. The transcript has a single exon. Lineage: Eukaryota; Fungi; Mortierellomycota; Mortierellomycetes; Mortierellales; Mortierellaceae. Bases 274 to 771 code for a protein of 165 amino acids.
CUGGGGGGGGGAGGAGGAGGGAGAUGGUGACGUUGCUGAGUUCACUUUUUCCAACCACUUCAAGUAAUAUAGAUGUAUUUAUAAUAAAACUGUGUAAUAUAUAUAUAUAUAUAUAUAUAUACUGUAUAUACAAAUGUACUUGUACACAUGGCACAAUUGCCGUGUAUAAAAAAAAAUUGGAAUUGAAUUUAUAUAUGUACAUAUCCCUAUAUUGCCCUCUUUGUUCAUUUGUUGGCCUGAGCGCUGAAGACAAAAUCUUUCCUUGACGCCUCAAUGCUUUAUUUACAUUUGGGCGGGGCGGGCAGAAACUGGCCUUUAUCCCCUCCUCCCCCCCCCCAGUCCUUCAAUCCUCCUCCUACACUUACCCUCGUUGUUAGCCAAGCAAAGCAGCUGACAUCACAAUCUUCUCUUCAACUUUUCCCCUCAGGCUCCUCCUUCUCCUUCUCCUCCUCAACCCCUCAACAAUUGCAUCAUAUCCUAUAUUUCCUCAUUACCACAUUUGCCACCAUUACGACAUUCUUCUGCGGAUCCCUUUACAAUUUUCCUACGCCUUAUUCAACAGCAUAUCCAUCUAAUAUGCCAGCUCAUGUACCUACCCACCCAAAUGUGCUACACAAAUAUGCCUUAUUCAUGCUAUCCUAUUCAGCACCCGUAGUCACCCCCCCUCCCCCCCCCUCCAAGCUUUUUCGCAUUGUCUACCAUCUCCCAAGAUACCACUUUAGCUUUACUGUGUGUAUGUUUUACAGCAGUAGCCUAUACCUCAAAGUGUAGGACAUUACUCCUAAUCAAUCUAGUCAACGCUUCAAUGUCCAUGCAUCACACAAGGGGCCCUUGCCGUCCGAGCGAACAAUUGCAAAAAUGAAAAAAAAAAAAAAAAAAAAAAAAAAAAAAA